Molecule: messenger RNA, 3461 nt
Organism: Cladophialophora immunda
Lineage: Eukaryota; Fungi; Ascomycota; Eurotiomycetes; Chaetothyriales; Herpotrichiellaceae
Exons: 1
Coding region: 381-3152 (923 amino acids)
Biological process (GO): maintenance of mitotic sister chromatid cohesion; mitotic sister chromatid cohesion
Cellular component (GO): chromatin; SMC loading complex
Molecular function (GO): protein binding; double-stranded DNA binding
Source: RefSeq, a predicted model, not a curated record
CAAGCGGAUCGCCCAGUUCUUUUUCAUCCUCAAAGCAGCCUCUUCACCCGUCCCCCACACAGAUUAGACUUGAGUCUCUCGUGGAGCUGCGAUAUGCUGGGCCAGGCAAUCGAAGGCAGCGGGAACGAAGGGAUGUGAUGAUGGUCAGACUCGUAAGCGUUCGUUGAUGAGGCUUCAACGCGAUCCGACCGCCUUCCAGCGCCCGAGAGAGAACAGCUGUUUGCUACCAUCAAACCCAGCUCAUGGAAGACCAUUUAACGAGGCGCGCUGGGAUUCAUGAGAGAUUUGCCAUAAUUUGAACGAUGGUAUAGUGGGCUGUUCUGAGUGCGAAGUGAAGUCUGAAGGCGCGACCACGCGACCAACCGCGGACGGCCGCCACCAUGGAUCCCAACUUUCCCUACAAUAACAACAACGCCUCCUCCUCUUCCAAUUUUAACAACCUCAGCCAGGGCUACUUCUACAAUUCCAACAACAACUACCACCCUCAGGCUCAGUACCAGACCAACCCUGCGCCCCAAUACCCUCCACAGCCUCAACGACAUCCUCAGGCACAGCCUUAUUAUCAACCAUCGUAUCCACAACCUCUCCCGCAGAACGACCCUCAGUACUAUCAUCACCAAGCAUAUAAUCAGUCCUACCAGCCUCCGUUGCAGCAAUUUCAACAGCCACUCUAUCAACAGCCUGCUCAGCUUCAGCCACAGCAUUUGGUUGAAUCUGAUCCUGCCACCGUCGUAACCUCGAGCCAUCCAUACCCUGUUCAGCCUCACUCUGUGCAACCACUGCAAGGCCAGCAAUCUUCGCAGCCUGUUUCUCCCGCCGUCGAAGUCGUAGUUGCUUCCCAUCCCCUUCACUCCUCCCCUCCGGACGGACUGCACACCCAGCAAAACCCCAGAGCCAGCAACCAGCCCCAAUCUCAAGGUCGGAAGGCGUAUCCUGCCCACAAAAAUAUUCCGAACCACAACCGACGACCUCAACAUGCACCACAGCCGCCUCAAAAACAUCUAGGACAACAGUCCCAAUCGCCUGGGGUCAAUAGCAUCCAGCAUUCCCCUGGUGCUACCUCCUCGCAUCCGAAGAAAUUGGCGAGGCAGAUAGCGUCCGCGAGUACCCCCAAUACUCAGAAUAUGCCUCGACAGAACCAGUCUCGUGUCCUCCAAGCCGUUGUAAUCAAUACAACACCAAAGAAGCCGGCCGCAAAAGCACCGGACCACCGCCACUCUCCAGUCGAAUCCGAAGGGCCAGAACCGGACUACCCUUCUCUCCUAUGCGUCCUUGCUGAUGAUUACCUCGAAGCGGCACGUAAGCUGCCCGCUCUGACCGAAGAAUAUUACACGCUCAUCGCAACUGCGCUCGGCUGUCUUGAAUCAGUCCUCGCCAACUUCAAACUGCCUCCUUUGAGAGAAGCAAAGGUCUCUCUACGCUAUGCGCAGAUCCUGUACGCGGAGACGGAGAACUAUGAUGAGGCUGAGACUACCUUGACAAAGGCCAUAGAGCUGUGCGCGCGACACAAGUUUAUCGAUCUGAAGUAUGAGAUGCAGCUCCUAUUAUCCAGGGUACUUUAUGAAUCGAAGCCCAAAGCCGCUCUGCGAGAUAUCCAGAGAAUGAUCGAGGACAUCGAAGCCUAUCGUCAUACGGUUUGGGUUUAUAUUUUUCGCUUCCAGCAUGCAAUGUUUUCGCUGGCUUCCAGCGUCCCGGGUGAAGUUCACGGUGCGGUCGUCCAGUUGGAGAAGAUCACGAACUUGGCUCGUCAGAAUUCUGACAGCUCAAUACUUGCAUUUGCCGCUACGCUCGAGGCUCUGCUCCAUCUGUCUAGUUCGAGCAACGACGCCGUCACAUCUAGUCAAACGGCGCUGGCGAAGGCUCGAGCUCUGCAGUUGAGUCCAGAUGUCGAAGGAAACUCGCAAUUGAUCAUGCUAAUGGAGUUCAUUGACCUUGCCUGCAGCGUUCGAGAAGCCGACAUCACCCAAAUCAAUACCAAGCGCAAGAUGAUGCAACAGUCUCUGUUCCAGACGGUGGAGGAUCCCAAUUGGAGAGACGAUGGCGUGAUGUAUAUUCCAGUUGCAACAAAGGCAGUAGCUGGCAUGCAACUUCAUGGAAAUGGGUAUGUCAUCGAAAGAAAUGGAAAAUAUCAUAUCCCCUUUUCGUGGCUGGGAAAAGAGGAAACAGAGGCUUUGGGGUUCUUGUUCUCAGCAGAAAGCUCGGCUUACAAAAACGGGUCUGAUGGAGGCAAAGCCGAGAAAUUCGCGGAAAAUGCCCUUUCUUGUAUUCACGCUCUGAGCAUGCCCUCCCUCAAGGGAGGAUACCGUGAGUCCAAGAGAAAUUUGACCUCUCGAAGGCUUGCGGAAGCCCAGUCCUUGUUGCUCCUGGUAUAUCUGCAAUGCUCGAAAGGACUUUGGCAAGAAGCAGAUAAGUCGUUGGAGAAGGCCCAUGCGAUUUCGCAGGAAAUGGGCAACGCUUUUCCGGUUAACAUGAAAUACUGCCUGCUGUAUCUCCGGGGAGUCAUGCUGCAAGGGACGGGGGAUCUGACGGCCGCGCUUCAGGUCUAUCAGUCACCUCUUUUCAACCUCGAUUCACAGCACAACUCAGAUUCAACUGAACCUGGCCCCUCCAACGAGAUAUCGAAUUCAUACCACGCAGAGUCAGACAUAACCCGCAACUUCUCUCUCCUUGCGGCGAUGAACUCGGCCUUCAUCAUCUAUAAUCCAGCCAAUCCGCAAGACCAGGCCUUGUUGUCUCUAAUCAGGACAUUGAUGACCGCUGUUCAGAGUUGCGGAAAUCGCUAUGUCAAAGCACAUUUCGCGUUCCUCGAAACCAUCGUGUCCACAAACAUGCUGGCGGGGAAGCAAUAUCUGAAAAACUCAAUGGAUGAAAGCAGAGCAAUCGGAAGCGCACAGAUCACGGCCUUGGCACUCAUCUACAUGCAAGACCGUAUAUACAAGGGUGUGCUCCAUGAGCAAGCCAUGAAAUGCGCCAAAGCUUGCAGUUGCCAAACUAGGAGAUGGGGACAGCCCAUGUGGAUGCACGUUGCGGCGGUCUUGGAGGCUCAGGCGCUGGAGAUUCAAGGCUUCAGCGAGCAAGCACAAAAGAAGAAGGAUGAAGCAGAGGCGAGCUGGCAGCGGUUGCCAGAUGGCGUCAGGGGUAUUAAAGGAUGAUGGUACAGACAUCGCGGCCGACCGGUGAAUUUGUCUGGAGUUGGCCAACCUCUGAUUUACGGUGCUUGGUCUGAGAUGGCGGGCACUUUUUCAAUCUCAUUGCGGUAAAGGGAUGCAGUCAUCUUCGUGUAGCAAGGAGCUAGAACAAGGAUCAAAACGCGGAAAGGCCAUGUUUGUAUCUGGGAGUUCUGAUGAAAUUGAAGCUUGAUGGAAUUUGAAGGCCAGCUUUGCACAUGAAUUCGGUGCCUGCAGACCACGGCCAUAGCCAUGGUAAUGUGAAGUACAGUAGCUCUCUCGCCACAAUUUCAU